AUGGAGGGCAGGCCUACUACCGCCGUAUAUCUAUUUGGCACAAUAGGUAGGUGGUUCUCAAAUACAAUAGGACGCAAGUGGUUUGUGCCGCCAAUGCCCACGGGGAAACUGGCUUCCACACUAUUGAGGAAGAAGGGGCCAUUGCAGACAGAUGAGGAAACUCAAAGCUUUUUCGAGACAAUUGGCGUACGCGAAGGAGCUUCGUUGAACGAGAUAGGUAUGGCUUACGAACAUGCUGUUGAUACGCUCCCGGAGGACAUGCGGAAGGUCCUUGAAAGAAAACUUCACGAAUACCUAAGAAAGGAAUUCGUCCUAGCUUUCGAACACAUGGAGUCAUUUAUAAAGCGUGGUCCGCAAGCAUGGGAAGAAUAUUGGGAUCCUACUAGGGACGCCUUUGGCAAUUUAGCCGUUAGCGAGUUUGCUUCUCCUGAGGAGGAAGACCAGAUCAUGGCGCUCCGUAUGCCACCUCAAUUGGACGUAACCAAGUUCCGUGAGUACUGGAAAAAGAACAGCUCUCGUUUCGGGACGAUGCUUCAAGAAAUAUAUAUGCCUUCAAGGGUUCGUCUAACUAGCAAUUUUGGAGGCAGACUUGCACGUGCUUCAUUAGUUAUGCUGCCUGUCAUGGUACUCGGGCUUUUCCCUCAAUACUCCUCCCUCUCGCUUGGGCUUCAAGGACUGCUCGCUUCCGGUUUUAUUUUUAAAGGUGAUCGUGCCGUGAUACUAGAACGUGAGAAGAGAAGCACCGAACCUAUUAAAACGCCCGCUCCAAGUGCUCAAUCUUCCACUUCACGCACCCUGGUGACAUCGGGAGUGCUCUGCGUUCACAGCCUUAUUGGUAUCGGCGUAUCUAAACUUGUAGGACUCUAUACCUCAAUAUUGGAGUACCUCCCACCCCAGCUCCUGAGGGUAGCGUGUAUCAAUUUUCAAUUCUUCAUCGCAGCGCUUUUGUGGGAUACGAGCGAUAUGACUCCAUCAACCUAUCUUAAAAGAGAGGAGAAACGUAUGUCGAAACUAAAUAACUAUCUAGCUGACCUACCUAAUGAAUAA
Molecule: messenger RNA, 1047 nt
Organism: Babesia sp. Xinjiang
Lineage: Eukaryota; Apicomplexa; Aconoidasida; Piroplasmida; Babesiidae
Exons: 6
Coding region: 1-1047 (348 amino acids)
Source: RefSeq, a predicted model, not a curated record